Dictyostelium discoideum AX4 is the source of this 282-nucleotide messenger RNA. RefSeq names its product coiled-coil family protein. Bases 1 to 282 code for a protein of 93 amino acids. NCBI's taxonomy places the organism in Eukaryota, Evosea, Eumycetozoa, Dictyosteliales, Dictyosteliaceae. The transcript has 2 exons. The record is from RefSeq and is a predicted model, not a curated record.
AUGACAAUCAUUGCUUCAAUCUCUAAAAUCGGUAACAUUAAAUCAUCAUCAUCUUCAUCAAUUGGAUCAGGUAAAAGUUCAGCAGUUUCCUUUGGUAAUAGUAGAAUUGCCUGUGGAGAAUGUGGUGGUAGUGCAACUGGAUUAUUAGGAAAUAUUGCAAAUUCUGGAACAGGGAUGGUUUCUCAAAUUCCAGUAACUGUUAUGUUAGAUGUAAAUGCAAAUGCUAAUCUUAAUCCAUCAAUGUCUGCUGUACCAGCAGGAAACUCAUGUGGUUGUAAUUAA